AAAUAUAUUAUUAUUCAGUUGUCAUGUACAUGGGUUUAAUGUGUCUUAAAUUACACAGUUUCUCAAAGUUAGUUCAUGUUUCUUUUUAAACAUAUUGCGUCUUUACAUGACCUGUGUUCGCUAUGUAAAACGGUACACACGCUGUAUUUACGGUAUGUUGCGCCUACCUGUGAUACGGUAAUUUAGAAAUCUCCUGCGCCUCUCCUGCGGUCAUUACGGCCGUGCUGUGCCCAUGUGUCCGGAAGUGGCUCCGGUGGUUGUCCCUCUGUUUUGUGACAGAUAGAAGCUCCAGAGAAGAAGCUGAGGAGUUGUGAAACUUCGGUCCGGCUGGUGAGACCAGGACCGGGCGGGCUGAUCGGGAGAACCCGGGGCUGAACCAUGGGCCUGCUGGCGAGGGUGCGGAAGGAAUGGUUCAUCAUCGGGAUCGUGCUGGUCAUCUUAUCGGCCAAACUGCAGCCCAGCGUCGGUGUCAGAGGAGGUCCAUUAAGGCCAGAGAUCACCAUCGCGUAUGUCGCCGUCUCGCUCAUUUUCUUCAACAGCGGCCUGUCACUGAAAACAGAGGAGUUGACGAGUGCGCUGCUUCACGUUCGGCUCCACCUCUUCGUGCAGUCCUUCACGCUCAUCUUCUUCCCACUGGUCAUCUGGCUGCUGCUCAAAGUGCUCGCACUCACCGCCAUCGACCAAUGGCUGCUCAGAGGGUUACAAACCGUGAGCUGCAUGCCCCCUCCGGUCUCGUCAGCUGUUAUUCUCACCAAGGCUGUCGGAGGCAACGAGGCUGCUGCCAUCUUCAACUCAGCGUUCGGAAGCUUCCUGGGAAUCAUCGUGACUCCAGUGCUGCUGCUGCUGUUUCUCGGCUCGUCGUCCUCCGUUCCCUUCUCCUCCAUCUUCUCUCAGCUCUUCAUGACCGUGGUGGUUCCUCUGAUCCUGGGCCAGGUGUGUCGUAGUUUCCUCAGGGAGUAUCUGGAGCGGCGGAAGCUUCCGUUCGGCACCGUCAGCAGCGCCGUCCUGCUCAUGAUCAUCUACACCACCUUCUGUGACACCUUCAGUAACCCCAACAUCGAGCUGGACCCCACCAGCCUGCUGAUGGUCGUCCUCAUCAUUUUCUCCAUCCAGCUCAGCUUCAUGCUGCUCACGUUUGCCUUCUCCACCAGGUCAGGAUCAGGAUUCAGCCCUGCAGACACUGUCGCCAUCAUGUUCUGCUCCACACACAAGUCUCUCACUCUGGGUAUCCCCAUGUUAAAGAUCGUGUUUGAGGGCUACGAGCAUCUCUCUCUGAUCUCAGUCCCUCUGUUGAUCUACCAUCCGGCUCAGAUCCUGCUCGGCUCCGUCCUCGUACCGACCAUCCGCAGCUGGAUGACCAGUCGGCAGAAGUCUAGUCUGUUGUUGAGAUAGGGCCGCAUUCCAACACUGCUGCCCAGAGCGGUGAAACUGUCGACUCUUCAGCCCAUCUGACGAGGAGGAGACGAGCGUUUUGGUGCACAAGUGUGCAAAAGCGGAAGAAUACAGUAGUAUGUGCCUUAUUACAAACAACAGAGACCUCAGCGCCAUGGACGGAGUGAGGCGCACCAGUCGCCUUGAUAUUCUCAGUUUCUACAACAAUGAAAAGCUCAUAUUUCCAUCAUAUAUAUUCCUUUAUAUUUAAAAGAAUCCACAAGAUUUAUUUUUAUAUAAAAUACCCAAAAAUUCCUGCAGAAAGAGGACGGCUGUUUUCCUUAAAGACAAAUGGAGUGUUUGGUUGGAAAGCGGCACCUCGUGGCAGGAACAUGAAGGAAAGAGUUACUGGGACCAUUCUUUUUUAUGUUUCUUGCAAUUUUCUACUUUUUUUCUACUCUACUUUUAUCCGAGCUGUCACUGCCAGAAAAUGUGGACACUUGUCACAUUUAUGUUGUUGACUGAAACGAAAUAAUGCUGGAUUGUCUGAAAUUUAAUAUACAGUUUAAUAAUGAGGGUUGUUUUUCUGUCACUUUCUAAAAUAACACUUGUGUUUGUUGACAAGAAGCAGUCCUGUGGUGAUGAUCUUUCCAAAUGAUCAAGUGUUGACAUAAACAGGAGGUAGGGAGUCCAAUUUAACACGCAGAGUAUCACUUUAUCCUUCCUGUACCUCUUAUUUACAUCUUUUUCUUACAUUAUUCAAACAUUUAUCUGUUUUUGAUGUUUGUCUUGAACAAACUACGGUCCACAUCGUUAGCUGUACACCUCAUAUUCUGUGUCACUGGAUUGGAGCGGAGCCUUAUCUCUUGCUCCAGUUUCGCUCCGGUCGCUCAUGCCCUACCCAGAAUGCAUCUUUGCACCUGCGCACACCCACACUAUUUUCUUUCAAAACUAUGGAGUUUACUGUGUACUUCAGAAAAGAAACUGAGAAGAGAAGCAGCGGUACCUUGGCGAGAGGGCUUCCCUGGAGGUCGGCCUCUUAACCUGGUCCGUCUCCUCUACGCUUUGACUCUCACUGCUGAGUCAGUUUGACAUCCUAGAUAUAUCCUUCAAACACAGACUGUAGACGCCUUUUUACCGAAUUUGCUCUUUAUUUUUGCCAAAAAUAUAACAUUUCUUCAGUGAGUGCCGUUAGUUACAGUGUGGGCUCCAUGCUUACUGCGACAGCUUUAUGGACCAUCACAAAGGGGCGGGGCUUAGCGAAGGGGCAAUUCAUCCUGAGGGGAACAUGAACCUGACACAUCACAAUUGAUCUAAUAGUUAUAAAGAUAUUGGGAACCAUGAAUGUUUGUGCAAAGUUAAUGUUGUCAGUGUUUAAGUACAUCAUGGUGUGGGUGAAUACUCACAUAUUCCGACUGGCCGCAGUGUCCAUUAAAACUAAUAAUGAAUACCAUCUGAGUAGUUCCCGUGAAACUGUACAUUCAUAAAUUAAUGCACUGGCUACAUAGUAUCUGCGCCUAAUAUGAGUAACCAUAGCAACAGGGAGGCAGUCAAAGCCUUUGUUUACACUUUAUUUUUCAACACUGUAUGUGGCCCUUCAGUGCCUGGUCCUCUGAGCACCACCAGAUGGAGACUGUAACACACAGAACUAUUCUGUUCACUACGUCAGGCUGCGGCCGACAGUAACGAAUCCCGAUCACUGACAGUGACAUGGCUGGAUAGCUGGCUCGUCUUGUAGUUAAACAUACCGUCAAAUUAUAUUUACCGUUUGUCAAUGGUACACAAUUCUAUUGACUUUGUAUCUUGCUAGCAUCAUGUUAGCCUUCUGGCUUUCUGGUUCAGAGGGCUCUAUGUGCUAAGCAGAUUAAAAAUAUCUCCUGUUGCCCAGACGCAUCCAAGGUUCGUCCCACUUACUCGAGAAGUCAAAAAUGUUUCCAUUGCAUAUGAACCUUAUGGGGCGGUAAUCCUAAGGUGUUACCAGGGAAACUGGGUCAUAAAACUUUUGAUUUUAUUGCAAAACACAUUAAAAUAUAAACAUUCUUAAUUUUUUUUCUUCGGCAAGUGGACAGUGCCCUUUGAGAUGUCCUUAAUUACCGCUGCGUGUUGGACGGUUCACACCUUCUCGUAGGCCAUUAAUUCCUGGUCAGGCAAUAUCCUUCACGUUUUUCACAAGUUUAGAGAGAGAGAGAUGAGAUGAGAAAAGACAGAACUUUAUUAAUCCCGAAGGAAAUUCAGGGAGUCUGCUACAUAUACAUUCACUCACACAAACAUUCAUACAGACACAAUAAAAAACAAACAAGCACUAUAAAUAAAUAAAUAAAUAAAUAAGUAAUAAAAACAUAUCUGUAGUUUAGUAAAAACUCUGACUCUUUUUUCCCCUUAGUGUGGAAUUAUGAGGUUCAGAUAGCUCUUUUUCUGGCGCUAGCACAGUGCAAGAAGCGUGUGGCUAUACAAGACUUCUCUAACCUUGGCCAUUAUCUCGUUUCCAGGGGCAGAUAUUCAAAAAUAAAGUAUUUUAACCACGCUGGCACUGGACAAUAAAAAAAAACCUGACUGAACAUAAUCUUGAAGUUUGCACCCUCCAAUUUCAAUUGUUUUGAUGUCUGGCAAUAAGGUUGACGUUUUCCUGACUAUACGACAUCCUCGUGGUGUUGGUAGGGGAGGCAACCCUUACUGGGACUUAACAAAAUCUCCCCAGAUGUAGAUCUUGAACAUGAGAUGAUGAAAGACACCUGAAUCUUAUUGUUGUAUUUGCAGUAACCUGCUGGGCACACAAGAGAAGCAAAAGGUUAUUUAUUGUAUUAAAAGGAAGGUAUUCUUCAUGGAAACCUCCGUUAUCUAUCAGAGUGUUAACUUGACUGAGAAUUUCAGAUUUUUAUCAACAGACAGCGGACACUUUCAGUGUAGUUAGACGAGAUUUACGCAUCUCUAAAGGCCCAGACACACCAAACUGACUUCAGAGAACCAGCGGCAAUGAACGCCCUCUGCUGCGUCACCCUUGUCUUGGCCAAAAAGUUGCGCAUGAAUCCGUCAGAAAGACUUCAACGGACAGCUAACCAACAUGUACGUUCUGUGCUUGUGUUAGUGGAAAUGACUCAACACCAGCAGAUGGUGGAAGUCUGAAAUGAUCAUUCAAAAAGGGAAACCAGAAGACCGUCUUGAUGCUUGUUAGCCAGUUAGCACAUUAACAGCACAAUCCAGUGUUGAAAGAACAGAGCGUAUUUACCUUGCACCACUGACCAACAACACAAACCAUCAGGAAAUGUUUCUACUAAAGAGCUCAGUGGGGAAAGGAAAUAAUCUGACCUUGUGUAACAAGUUUGUUUUGGUCUUGACUUAAGCUCUUUGUUUACUUUCCUCACUUCGGUUUCUCAUCUUGCGCGUUGAGCUGAACUGCCAAUCAGAGUGAUUUCAUUUGCCGUCGGGCUCGCAGUCGCCAAGGCUGAUUCAAAAUGCUGAAUUAGCGGGGAAAAAAGCCAAUUAGUGCUGACGAGGGUCAACCAUUAGGAAUACACCGCGGCGGCAAGGGUCACCGACAGCCGACUGUCACCUUGGUGUGUCAGGGCCUUAACAGACUAAAAUCAGACGCUGUUAAUAUGAAGGUCAUCGAAGCCUCAAUAGCACAAAUGCCAUUUCAUUGGUCAUCCAGCAACAGUCAAAUUUACGGUCAGUCUAUGUUUACAGUGUGAUUGUUAUAAGUAUGUUUUGGAAAGAAAGACAUUGAGCAGGAUAUGUAUGAGUGUGUUCUUUCACUUGUUUAAAAUACAGAA
Messenger RNA from Epinephelus fuscoguttatus (brown-marbled grouper), 5141 nucleotides. RefSeq names its product solute carrier family 10 member 7 (gene slc10a7). Gene Ontology annotation, cellular component: plasma membrane. The coding region runs from base 379 to 1392 and encodes 337 amino acids. Lineage: Eukaryota; Metazoa; Chordata; Actinopteri; Perciformes; Serranidae. The transcript is spliced from 13 exons. The record is from RefSeq and is a predicted model, not a curated record.